CAGAGAGAGAGAGAGAGAGACAUCAAUUCCCCUUUUUUGACUAAAAUUCUCUCUCAGCUUUUCUAAUCCAGACCAUUGGUUUCAAGUGAGAUUCUCUCUCUCUCUCUACCUCUACUUCACCAAAAUCUCUCCUUUUUUCCCCAGAAACAUUUCUCCAGCUCCCAACUAUCUAAAUCUCGUUUGGAUUUUGAAAGGGUUUCUCUUUUCUUCUCUCUCCCUGGUCAAGUUCUGUUUUUUUUUCUUCUUCUGGGGAUGAGUUUAGAUUCCGUCAAAGUGAUGGAGAAAUCGAACAAAUCUAAUGAGAGCGAGAAGAAGAAGAAGAAGAAGAAGAAGAGGAAGAAGCAGAACAAUGUGAGGAACAGCGAAGGAGAAGAAGAAGAAGGAAAAGGGUGUUGGAUCAAAUUUAGGGUAAUGGUUUGUUGCCAACCUUCAACUUCUUCUGACGUUGAUGAUACCACCACUCUGGGAAGUAGUAAGUCGGGAGCAAGUGUGAAAUCAUCAAAUGAGCAGCAACCAGCUGUCCCUGUUUCUUCUUCUUCUACAACAGCAACUGCAACUAGCAAUGCUGAAAGCUCUUUGUCCACUCCUAUCAUCAGUGAAGAACUUAAGAUGUUUUCUCACUUAAAGACUUUUUCUUUCCUUGAUCUCAAGUUGGCUACUAGAAACUUCAGACCCGAGAGUCUUCUCGGCGAAGGUGGCUUUGGUUGUGUCUUCAAAGGAUGGGUCGAGGAGAACGGUACUGCUCCUGUUAAGCCUGGCACUGGCCUCACUGUCGCCGUCAAAACCUUAAAUCUUGAUGGCCUCCAGGGUCAUAAAGAGUGGCUUGCUGAGAUAAACUAUCUUGGUAACCUUCUCCAUCCGAAUCUUGUUAAACUGGUGGGUUAUUGUAUCGAAGAUGACCAAAGGCUGCUUGUUUAUGAGUUUAUGCCUCGAGGCAGUUUGGAGAAUCACCUUUUCAGAAGGUCGUUGCCUCUGCCAUGGUCAAUUCGGAUGAGGAUUGCAUUAGGUGCUGCAAAGGGUCUCAGUUUCCUUCACGAAGAAGCUCUCAAACCUGUCAUAUAUCGUGAUUUCAAAACCUCCAACAUUCUACUCGAUGCUGACUACAAUGCAAAACUAUCAGAUUUUGGGCUUGCCAAAGAUGCUCCUGAUGAAGGCAAAACCCACGUGUCUACUCGAGUCAUGGGCACUUAUGGUUACGCUGCUCCUGAGUAUGUUAUGACUGGUCACUUGACAUCGAUGAGCGAUGUUUACAGCUUCGGUGUGGUUCUACUCGAAAUACUGACUGGUAGAAGAUCCAUGGACAAAAACCGACCAAGCGGUGAACAUAACCUGGUAGAAUGGGCGAGACCGCAUCUCCUUGACAGAAGAAGAUUCUACCGGCUACUUGAUCCGAGGCUGGAGGGUCAUUUCUCCAUCAAAGGAGCUCAGAAAGUAACCCAGCUUGCAGCCCAAUGCCUUAGCCGCGACUUCAAGAUGAGACCCAAAAUGAGUCAAGUGGUUGAAGUCCUUAAACCACUCCCAAUGCUCAAAGACAUGGCUAGCUCUUCCUAUUACUUCCAGACAAUGCAAGCCGAGCGAUUGAAAGCUGGGUCUGGCUCUGGCUCAGGUCGUGGCUUGGGGUCAAGAAAUGGGCAACCCGUGUUCCGGACUCUGUCUAGUCCUCAUGGUCAAGCUGGUUCUUCACCGUAUCGUCACCAGCUUCCGUCUCCUAAGCCCAAAGGUGCUACUACUUAAAGCUAUAUCUCACUUCCUUUAGAGGCUCUUUCUUGGGACGCAAGAUAACUGUCCUUUUAACCGAUGUAAAACCGAUAUUUUUAACCGUUUUAAAGAAAAGUAAGUUAUGGUGUAUAAGAUUUGAUCUUAAAGAAGAUCCAACGUUGUGGAUUUACCUCUGUUGUAGCCUCUUGUUACUCUUCUUUCUUCUAUUGUAUGCUUUUAACAGUUUGUCUUAGUGUUUAUUAUUGUCAUUUCAUUA
Molecule: messenger RNA, 1975 nt
Organism: Raphanus sativus (radish)
Lineage: Eukaryota; Viridiplantae; Streptophyta; Magnoliopsida; Brassicales; Brassicaceae
Product: serine/threonine-protein kinase PBL35
Biological process (GO): protein phosphorylation
Molecular function (GO): protein kinase activity; ATP binding
Source: RefSeq, a predicted model, not a curated record